AUGAACGCUGUGUUGUCACCGCAACCACCGAUUUUCCCUCAUCAGCACGAAACCACCCGGAUCUCGCCCUCUCGAUCCAUGUCACCAUAUAACAACAUGGCAUCCAGAAAGAGGAAGGCCGACGACGAUAACGACGACAUGUCGGUCUCGCCCCUGAGCUCGCCAGCCCUUCCAUCCAGACCGAUUGUCAGGCCGUCAAAAAAGAUCCGACAAGCCAACGACGACGUAGCUGCCCGCCCGCUGUCACUUCCCCGUCUUCUCGAAACUCUCACCAACGACCAGCUCCGAACAGUCCUCCAAACCAUCUGCGAACGACACCCCGAUAUUGGGCACGAGGUGGUCACUAGCGCGCCACGACCGACCGUCGCCUGUGCGCUCGAUAUCUUGGCCGGGUACCAGGAGAAGCUACACGAUGCAACUCCACUUGGCCAUACAAACUCCGACUAUGCCUAUUUCCGAGUGAAGCAACAGCUGGGCGCCCUCCUCGAUGCCAUUUCCGAUUUCACGUCACAAUUCCUCCCGCCGUUGGAGCAGCAGACAAACAUAUCAUUGCAGUUUUUGGACGGUGUCACCAAAAUCAUUCACGAACUCCCCGACUGGGAAAACCAAUCACAUCGCCACCACAAGGAUGCUGCGUACGAUGAGAUUUCGGCGGCAUGGGCACUUGUCAUCACGGAAGCUUCAAAAAGGGGCGGAGGUUUUAUCGUUCAUACCGGAGGCUGGGACCAGAGGCUAGUAAAGCACAAUCAACAGUCAGGAGGCAAAAUGGGACAGGCCAUCAACGCCUUGGCGGUGGAAGUCGGAUGGCAAGGACAGAACCCGAUUACCGACACACCGGCUCCGUCAGGGAGGGACCCUAAUUCGAUCUUGAACCAGCUUAUUAACGGUGCAUACGGUUCACCCGUCCGUGUUGGACCUUGGUAAAUAGCAACAAUCUAGGUUGCUACUUCACCGGUCCUUACAUUUAAAGAAGGGGCGUAAAUCUUUGUGACGAAAUGCCUUUGCGACAAUUUUCUUUACUAGCUAUUUCCACUCUCGGGAAACGAAGGAUUCAGGGGCGACAAGGGCAUAGACUUUGGGGUGCUGGUCAUGGGGCGAGGGGUUCUGGCUUUUUUAUUAUUUUUCUUUUUCUUUUGUUUGUUUACGCACACACACUCGGCGUUUUGCUGUUAUACUCCUUUAUUAUCGAUAUCCAGACAACAAGAUUUUUCCUUUUCCUUACUCAUCACCAUGUACAGGGCAGGACGCAAGCAGCACCGAUAAGGGUUUAUUCAUAGCUUUGAGCCAUGGGAAACCUGCUUGCUGAGUUCUUUUCUUUUGUAUUUAAGUAUCCUUCUUAUGUCUUUCGGUGUCUUUGGCUUGGAGUUAUUGUUUGAGGGGAGGGUAUGUACCGUGGCGUGGGUACAAUGGGUGGAUGGGAAGCAGCUCAGAAACUUUGUACGAAAACUGAUGUUGCUUUGUUGUCUUUGCAGCCCCUUGCUUCUGGUGAUUGUGGGCUGUGGUGUAUGCAGAAGUACUUUUCUCCAGGCUGCUUCAAUUUCAUGGCGGUGGAUCUGUUGAUGUGGAUUUGUUUUACCUUCAAUGUCUGGUUUGGUCUCUCUCUGUGUGGGACUGGUCAUGGUGGACAUGAGUGGUGGUCGGCAUGCUGACCGACCAAGAAGGGAUGGUCUGGAGUCUUGCUUUACAUAUAUAUAUCUAAAUAGAACAUAUCUGUUUAGUUUCGUUUAGUGAGUUGUGGUGAUCAAUAUAGUGAUUCCUUAUGGGGAUAUGACGGUUCAGACGGUUGGUUUGGGGAGUUUGAAACACGACUCCUGAUAUACGGAUGGAGAGAGAAACAGAGGAUGGAAAAUAACUCAAAACUUGGCUGGCUGUGUGUUUCAGUUGUAGGGGUAUUAGGGGAUCAACGGAUAGAAGGUUACUGGCUAUGCUAUGGAGGGUCUUUACCCGGGUCAGAGCUUGUGGGUGUUGAAACAAGAUGUAAACCAUCAUGUUGUCAAUAGAAAGUCACCAACUG
Messenger RNA from Podospora pseudopauciseta, 2014 nucleotides. It is a transcript of the gene STS1, whose product is annotated as Tethering factor for nuclear proteasome sts1. Gene Ontology annotation, cellular component: nucleus; nuclear membrane. Lineage: Eukaryota; Fungi; Ascomycota; Sordariomycetes; Sordariales; Podosporaceae. The record is from RefSeq and is a predicted model, not a curated record. Gene Ontology annotation, biological process: nuclear protein quality control by the ubiquitin-proteasome system; proteasome localization. Bases 1 to 924 code for a protein of 307 amino acids. The transcript is spliced from 2 exons. Gene Ontology annotation, molecular function: proteasome binding.